UGUUUGCAAGCCUUUGCUUGGAAAUCGAGAAGGAAAAGAAAAAACUCGGCGAUUCCGAUCGAGAGCGGGAGAUGAUGGCGAGGGCUCCGAUGGUGGAGGAUGAUUACGAGUUGAUUUUGUGCAUGCAGACUGAAGAGAAAAAGCAAGCUGCUGCUGAUGUUCUCUAUCACUACUCGCAAUUUGUCAUGGUAUGCAUUGGGGAAGGAGUUCGACCAACUGAUCUUAGGUUGCACCUAAUGAAGGAACUUUCGGGACUGCCUUCAUCUUUGAAGAAAGAGCCUUUUCCUGCAUCUUCUUCUCCCGAUUCCAUAGGUGCAUCAUCGUCGGGGAUGGCGAAAGGCGAGAAAAACAAACUAAGCUCGUAGGCUUUUCGCAUCGAAUCAGAUGCAUGUAGCAUCAGUUGUUCGCGAUGAGAACUAUCAAAAAAAGCACCCGAGACGACGAAGUUCUGUAUUCCAGCGAGCAUCAUUUUGUAAAUAACAGAAACCGAGCCAAAGUAAUGCACCAGUUUUUGAUGCAAUAGCUGGAUCGGUAAGUCUUUUAGAUUUUUUUUGUUUCUUUUAAUUUUUUGAUAUUGUACUUCAAAUCGAUUGGUGACUGAUCUACUUCUCUUCGUUCGGUCAAUGAAAAACACUUACAUAAGUGGUUUCUAUAUCUUCAUAUGUAGCCCACAAAUUUCACUUUUACAUGUAUUAUUUCCUUGUGUACCCCUUAAAAGCUACAGUUUGUAUCUAUAUUCUUAGAGAUGCCUCAUAUUUGCAUAUAUACCCCUGGAAAUUGCUCAAA
Molecule: messenger RNA, 786 nt
Organism: Ananas comosus (pineapple)
Lineage: Eukaryota; Viridiplantae; Streptophyta; Magnoliopsida; Poales; Bromeliaceae
Exons: 3
Coding region: 72-365 (97 amino acids)
Source: RefSeq, a predicted model, not a curated record